AUGACCGCCCUACGAGUCGAAGCAUCCACCUCAGACGUAGGUCACCGGCGCGAAUCAGGCCCCACCCUCCGCGACAUCCUCCAAACCGCCGCGGCAAACGACACCGUCCCUCCCGAAACCACCUCCAUCCUCGAAAUCCGCGGGGACAUGCCCUGCAACGAGGAAUGGGAAAUCCUAAGCCAACAUUUCCCAGCAGUGCGGUACCUUUCCGUGGCGGCUGGGUUUGAGGAGCGGUGGACGGAUGGGAAGUUCCCGCUGAAUUGGCCGUUAGAGUUGUUGGUGGUUAGUGAUGCGGGGGCGGAGAGGGUGGCGACGCCGGCGAUUUUGGAGGGGAGGGUGAGGAAUUUGGUGUUGUGUUAUACGUGUGGGUUGAGGUUUGAGGGGCCGAGUACGAAGGAGUUGAUGAAGGAUGCGGAGAAUAUUGGGACGAUUCCGAGGAGGAGGUCGGACGCAUCUGCGGCGUCAAAGGCUGGGAACGAGAAUGAUGUGGACAAGGACGACGGUUCGCAAAACAGCGAGACCAAAGAAGGUGACGCCGCUGCUGAGACGCCCUCCUCCUCAGAAGAGGAAGAACAAGACGGCGGUAUCAAAAUCACUUCGGUCCCCCACGAAUGGUCGAAAUACCUCAACACCAAAUACGAAGGCAAAUCCAUCAGCUUCCCGCGCGACCCACCCCCCGGCGCGCCCCCAUCGCAAAUGACCUCCCUCUCUGUCCUCGGCAACGACUGCCUCGAAACCUUUACGGCGAUGGCCAUGGCCCAUCCCCACCUGCUGCACGGGUUGCAGUCUCUCACGCUCUACGCGGCUAGUCAGUGGGAUUUGCUGCAUGUGCCGACGGUGAUUUUUCCAGCGGCGCUACAGAGCUUGGACGGGCUGAAGGAGUUGAAGUUGACCUUGGGGAGUGCGAUGCAUGCGAGGUUGGUACCAGGAAACGGCAACUAUUUACACUGGAUGCUCCCACCCGGGCUGGAGAAACUGUCGAUUCAGGGGCCCGUGUCCAUGAUUCCUCAGCUGAAUGCCUUGGCCAAUGCGUUUGAGUCGGCCGAGUUUCUGCCCAACCUGAAAAGCAUCAGUCUGGUGUUGGAUUUGCCAGAGAGCAAAGACCCCCUGGAGAAUGAUGACGGAGAAGACGAAGCGGAAAACAAGAAGGAGAAGCAAUUUGCGGAACAGCUGGCCGAGGCCCACGCGGCGUGCAAGAAGGUGCUAGAUGUGGCUGUGGCAAAGAGGGGUGCGGUGGUUGAGGGGCAUGAGCAGCCGUGGUCAGAGCUGUUUCCGGCGUUGUUUAAGAAGGUGGAUAAGAGGUGGUUGGAGUUGGAUGGCGAGAAGAAAGAGUAA
Molecule: messenger RNA, 1335 nt
Organism: Dichotomopilus funicola
Lineage: Eukaryota; Fungi; Ascomycota; Sordariomycetes; Sordariales; Chaetomiaceae
Exons: 3
Coding region: 1-1335 (444 amino acids)
Source: RefSeq, a predicted model, not a curated record